Micropterus dolomieu (smallmouth bass) is the source of this 3239-nucleotide messenger RNA. It is a transcript of the gene lmbr1l, whose product is annotated as limb development membrane protein 1-like. Gene Ontology annotation, biological process: signal transduction; receptor-mediated endocytosis. Gene Ontology annotation, molecular function: transmembrane signaling receptor activity. The transcript is spliced from 17 exons. The record is from RefSeq and is a predicted model, not a curated record. The coding region runs from base 144 to 1622 and encodes 492 amino acids. NCBI's taxonomy places the organism in Eukaryota, Metazoa, Chordata, Actinopteri, Centrarchiformes, Centrarchidae.
CAGGCUAGCGCCGUCGUUUAAAUGCAGCCAGGCUAGCCAGCUACAUCCACGACAUUUUUAAGAAGAUGCCCCGUGUUUUAACUUUUUAAGCCAUUUUCCCUCCAGCGCUUUUAAGCCUGAGGACACUGUUAUGGUUUCGGAGAAUGGAAACAGACGACGUGUCGGUUAGAGAGCAACUUUUCCACAACCGUGUCCGGGAGACUAUAAUCUGUGUACUCCUGUUUACAUGCCUUUACAUGGUGUCCUACCUCAUACUUACUCACUUCAAGAAGACGGCAGAGUUUGUCACAGAUGAUAUUGAGGAUGCCACCGUCAACAAAAUUGCGCUGUGGUUGUGUACAUUCACUCUGUCCGUUGCAGUGUGUGCUGUGCUCCUUCUCCCCAUCUCCAUUCUGUCCAAUGAAGUGCUGCUCACCUUCCCACAGAGCUACUACAUGCAGUGGCUCAAUGGAUCUCUUAUCCACGGCUUGUGGAACCUAGUCUUCCUUUUCUCCAAUUUGUCCCUGGUCUUCCUCAUGCCCUUUGCCUACUUCUUCACGGAGUCUGAGGGAUUUGCAGGGUCCAAAAAGGGGGUUAUGGCCAGAGUGUAUGAAGCUGUUGUGCUGCUAUUGCUGCUGGCUCUGCUUGUGCUGGGCAUGGUGUGGGUGGCAUCAGCACUCCUACAUGACAACAUAGCCAGGAAGAGCCUCUACGACCUGUGGGAGUAUUACCUUCCCUACCUGUACUCGGGCAUCUCUCUGGUGGGAGUGUUGCUGCUUUUGUUGUGCACUCCUUUUGGUUUGUCCCGAAUGUUCAGUGUAACUGGCAGCCUGUUGGUCAAACCACGACUGUUGGAAGAUGUAGAAGAUACUUUGAGCUGCACCACAUUUGAAGAAGACUCGCUCUCCAGGAAACUGAACUAUGGCAGUACGUCAUGCUGGGUCAAGCUGAAAAUGGAGGUGAUGAAAAAGGAGUACCAAACAGUCCAGAGCAAGCGCAUCGCCCUAGAAAUGCGUAGGAAAGCGUCCCCAUGGCAGCGGAACUUGGGCUAUCCACUGGCCAUGCUUGUGCUCCUCGCACUGACUGUGGUGUGUGUACUCAUGGUCUGUUUCAAUGUGUUGGAGUUGCUUCUGGAUGAGACGGCUAUGCCCAGAGGAAUGGAGGACCCUCACCUGGGAAUGGCCUCCUUCUCCAUGUUCGGCUCACUGGGCGCUGCUGUUCAAGUAGUCCUUAUCCUCUAUCUGAUGGUAUCCUCAGUGGUGGGUUUCUAUAGCUCUCCUCUCUUCACUGGCCUCCUGCCUCGUGCACAGGACACCAACCUCACACAGAUAAUUGCAAACUGCGUUUCACUGCUCAUCCUGAGCUCAGCACUGCCGGUGUUUUCACGCACACUUGGGAUCACCCGCUUCGAUCUACUGGGAGACUUUGGUCGCUAUAACUGGCUUGGGAACUUCUACAUUGUCUUCCUGUACAACAUGCUGUUUGCUGGUCUCACUUCUGCCUCGCUGAUCAAGACAGUCACCUGGGCAGUACAGAGAGAGCUUAUCCGUGCCUUUGGUCUCCAUAGACUGCCUUUAACUGUGUCGCGCUCUACCGUCCCUUUCAGACUCCUCUUGGCCAGUGGACUUUCGAAAAUCCAGUGACUUUUUCUUGCCUUUCCUAACCUUUAGAAACUGAGCCAAUUCAAAUGUUGCACCUAUUGGACUAAAGACAUUUGCAAUUCAGUCCCUUUGCCGGUGGGUACAUGGGUUGGGUGACCAGUCUGUUUGCUGCGCAGUGGGAGCUCUGCUUGUGUUUACUGACCAAUAUAUCAGGGUUCAAUUUUGACUGCAAGGACAAGUGUUAGUACAAGCUGUUAGCUGAGUCAUGGUUACAACUGGAACAAGGGCAAAACGGAUUUAAGCCAUGUUAGCAACCCUGCCAUAGUGGACAGUAACCCCCCCCAAACCUGGUGCCUGACAAAAAGAGGAUCAUGUGGAUUACCGUUGCUCUGACACAUGUGAAAGUCAGCAGAAUUAUUUUGAAAUAUUACAUUGUAACUGUGACAUAAUUUCCUCUUCCUGCUCUAGGUCAACUGAGUGCUCUCUUUCUCCUUGGUUUCCCCACGCUUUCCCUUCUUAGGUUGUACCACUAUUUUAAGAUUGGGAAUCUUACUUCCAUGUGUUUGGUGGCCCAGGCUGCACCAGUGUUAUGUUAAUGAGAGGAAGUUAUUAUUGGGAGCAAAUGGGACAUGGAGUACCUUGACUAUCUAAGGAUCCGCAGGUUACUCAGGGAAUCUGAGACUGAGGUAAUAGUCUCAGUGUUGGAGCUCUUUUACAACCCCAGUUUACUAGUAGAACAUUAAGUAAGAACAUUAUCUGUGGCGAUUUACCAAGAACAAGGAAUAUUUAUUUAUUUUUUUUCUCUUGUACGUGACCGUAAGCUAACAGUCUGACUACUCCUAUUGAUUUACAAAAAUACACUAAAAAGAAAGCUUUACACUGUCUUAUGCAAGACUUUUGAAUGCCAAUGUGACACUCACUUGGAACUUCUGCCUUUGACCAAUCAAACUGUGAAUUAAGAAUUUGUGUGGCGAAGUGCAAUAUUGUAUAAAUAAAAGUACACUUUUUUAAAAAUUUUACCAAAAGUAAUUUGUAAAUUUUCUGUUAAUUUUCUGUGAAGUAUUCCCCCCCCCCCCCCCAAAAAAAUCAUCUUUGACAUUAAGUGAAUGCUUAGAGUAGUUUCAGAAUGUUUUUAUAAGAAGCAAAUGCAAUAUUUUCCAAUGUCAGUUUUUGUAUUUUGAUAACCUAGAUUCAAUUACGUUCAUCAGCUGUGUGAUAUAAUCCUCAAUGUGUUGGUGACAGUUUGCCUUCUCUGCUGUAUCAGCAGAUUAUUAGUUGUUGGUUUGACCAGCAGGGGACAGUAUCUCUCAAACCAGACACCAGCCACUGUGUUGCGUGUGAAUCUGUCUGUCUUUUUGGUAUUAUAUAUGGAGCACUCUUGAGGUUUACUCAUCUCACUUUAUAUGGGAAUUUUCACUUGUCUUUUUGGGAACAUAACAUUUAUAAUAUUUAUGGGCAGUUUGGGAUCUAUAUUUCACACGUUGACUGAGGAUUUUGACAGUUAACAAUGAUGAAUGUGAGACAAAAAAACAUUGAGUUCUCAAAGAUGACAAAUAUUGUUUACUUUUGAAAUGCUUGAAUGUUUCAGAUUUUUCUGAACUGAAUUUUAACCAUUGUUUUAUGAGCAGUAAGCAAUAAAAAUCGCUCAUGGGUUUUUAA